GGCAGUCAAACCAAGCGCUGGAAGCGCUGCGCAGCCGAGGCACGUAUACGCGAGCUGUGGCCGGCGCCCACGCAGCGAAACAACCGCAGCCGGCACGCAGGAAGCGGUAGGAACCGUGUGCGGCAGCCCCGCGGUUACGGGGCAGCCCAUAGCGCAAACACCACUACUUGCUGCCAAAUAGACACCGACGAUGAGCGACGCCCAGAUCGAGGCGGCCGCGCGCAACCUCGAGACGACGGCGAAGAUCGACCAGUUCAGCAGCAUCCUGUUCGGCGCCGUCGCGCCCGAGGGCGAGCCGCGGGAAGCGCUCGCGGCGCUCGUGACCUAUGCGCGCGAUCGGGAAGCCGAGGCCGAGAGGCACACGAAAUUGCUCGAAGAGCAGCGCGCCCAGAUUUUGGAUAUGGAGGACCAGCUCGAGCAAGCGUCCCCGAACAACAAACCACCAAACUCGCCGCCCGGCGUGGAAUACGUCUCCGAGCUCGAAGACAUGGUCGAGUUACUGGAAGCCGAGAACCAGAAGCUGCUGGACAAGGCGCAGAGCCGGCGGAAGGCCCUGAAGGAAGCUCAGGCGGAGCUCGCGAAGACGCAAGAGGCGCUGGACGCGUCGCGGACCGAAGCGGAGCGCGCCAAGCAAGAUUUGGUGAUGGCCCGGGACGAGCAAGCUCGCCUGCGGAAGACGCUUACCACGAAAGAGCAACAUAUAGAGGAGCUUGAGGAAGAGCUCGUGGUGAUUGACGAGGAGUUGCGGGAAGCGCGGAGUGAGGGGGCUGUCACCGCGUCGGCGGUCUUCGCGGCCAAGGCAUCGGGCCAGCCUUUGUCUUCACUCGCGUCGACGCCGGCGACGACACCCGCCCAAACGCCGAUGAAGGCACCACCCGAGCUCGACGUGCAGUCCGGUGGAAGUUCAGACGACGACUCCGACGCCGAGCACCUCCUGUCGCCGGGGCCCGACGCGCUGGGCGCGGUCGGUUGCGCGUCGCCGGCGGUUUUGAUGGAGAAACUGGACGUGAGCGACGACGAGUCGGAGGACGAAAGGAUGGCGGCGCCCGUGGCCCAUAGACCAGUGCCAGCGCCGCCUCCAGACUCCCCGGAUGAUGAUCAUGUAGACUUUCGAUCAACGAUGUCGGCGCGCAUUGCCGCGGCGCGGGCGGCGGCAGGACGAGGCGUGGGCACAAAUGGGCGAAUGCGCCCCAUUCGGGACCGACGAGGGCCGUUCCGCAAAUCGAUCACCGUGGCGCGGUCGCCGCCCGCGUCGCCGGGCGGAAUUGACAUGGAGGAGGAGGACGGGUUGUGGAAGAGAGCGAAAUCGCCUCCUCCAGCCUAUGUGAGCGCUGCGCCGCGCAUCGUCAAUACGAGUCGAGAGCACUUCUAAGAAAAACAACUAGUC
Messenger RNA from Pelagomonas calceolata, 1387 nucleotides. The record is from the annotation of a GenBank genome assembly. Lineage: Eukaryota; Pelagophyceae; Pelagomonadales; Pelagomonadaceae.